CAUCGUUUAUCUAAGAAGAAGAAGCUUUGUUUAUAUAGCGGUGGCGUCGAAGAUGUGAUUGUCCCUUCGGGGACAUCCGAUAAAAUUGGAACGAUACAGAGAAGAUUAGCAUGGCCCCUGCGCAAGGAUGACACGCACAAAUCGAGAAAUGCAGCAUCCAUUGUUUUACAACGAUGAUGUUCCGAAUUGUUUUCUUAGAAGAUAAAAUAUAUAAAAAUCGUCUGCAACUCGGAUUUAGUCAUGUUCUCAUUUGGAAAACCCAUUGCCGUCAGAAAAUGUUUCAGCUUCAAGCUCAGAAGAAUCACAUUUGAAAAGGUCUUUGAAUUGAUGGCGGAUGAAAAUUCUACAAAGCUGAUACUCAUAGGAUGGUGACAACAUUGCAAGCUGUCGUGUACCAUCCAAGAAGUUAAGCCAAUGUUCUACCUGACGAUGAUAUGGCUUAUCUUAUGGAUAUAGAGCUCAAACCAGAAUUCAGACCACUGAUGUCUAACCUAGUUCAUGGUUUUCUGGAUAUGAUCCGAAGAGAGCAUCAUGGUUCAGGUGAGCCUAGCCACGGAUUAAAACAAAGACAUAAACAAAAAGUAAGUCAUCUCCACUGAUUUGUGAAGAAGGCUUAAGAUGAUUCUGCAGCCAAUAAGAGUCCAUUUUUUUCCUUUAAAUUGUUUUUGUUAGUUUGUUAAACUUGAAUCAGCCUCUGCUUGUAAUUUUUGUUCAUUGAAGACCUCCUCUCCUGUAAAAAAAUUGUUUAUGCCUCGACCACAUUCUUCUGAAACAUGGUAUAGAUUCAAUAAACCUGACUAUACUGUGAACCCGAACGUAUUGAUUUUUAAAAAUACCAUUAUUAAUUACAAGAAAGGAGUCAAAUUUAGUCCUUUUCACUAUAAUCUUCUUAAAAGAUUUUCUUUUUUAUAAUUCUCAACCUGAGACUCUCGAAUCUUGUUAAAUAACGGCAUUUUAUUGUUCUGUUAAUCUGUUAAACCCUCGGGCCUUUAUAAGUUUCUUUCUCGUAUCAUCAUUGUUCGCUGAUUCUUUUUACUCUCUUUCUCACUAUAUCGCUCUCGAUCACUGGUCAUGGCGGGGUUUCCUCCUGAUAAACCCUUUAAACCCGUCGAAGAAGAAGAUCGAGCAGAGAAGUCUGUUCCCGCCAUAACCACUGAAGAAGAAGUAGUAGAAGAAGAGCGAACAGAGGAAGAUGAGCACAAAGAGGAAGCUUUCGGGAGCUCUCUUGAUUCUGAUCCAAACAACUCUGUUCCUAAUCGCAGCAUAGAAGACAACGAGUCCGACGAAGAAAACGAGAAUCCUCAACAAGAUUCGAUUACGAGUACGAGGAUCCGUGGCUCAACAUCGUCUACAACUGAUCAGAACUUGCGUCUUGUUCAUCGUUCUGGCGCUCAAAUGUCUGAAGUGAUGAUGCCUCCUGAAGAAAAUGAUGGAUCAACUGAUAGUCUUAUUCCUCAGCCUCUACCUCCGAAUCCAAGUGUCGAUCAGAAUCGUUGGAGUGACCGUGGCUCAACCUCGUUUAAGAAUGAACAGAACCAGAGUCUACAUCUCCCAAAUCGUUAUGGACCUCUUGAAGAAAAUCUUGGAUUUGGUGGUAGUGUUUCUGCUCAGCCUCCAUAUCAGAAUCAGAUUCGAGGGAGAGAUCAAACGAUGAAUCAGCCGCAGCGAUUCAAAGUACCAAACCGUGGAUCUGUUCAGAACGAUUCCAACCAGUCUUUUGGUGUGGUGCAGCAGCUGCAGCAACAGAGGCACAAUGCAGCUGGGUUUGAUCCGAACGGUGCACCUUGGGAACCUCAGAUUACAAGGCCAUUAAUGCCAAAUCAGAAUACUUUUCGAGGGCCUGCUCGCGUAGAUCGCAGCUAUGCAACAUGGAUAAGAGGUCAGAUCAUAAAUCAGCAGCAACGAAUGGUGAUGAGGGAAAUGCAGGAUCAGAACCAUUUCAACCAAACUUUUGGUAUGCAGCAGCAGGUGCAGAUUGGUCCCAGUGUAGUCCCAGUUCAAGCUCCAAUGAGGCCAAUGAUGCACAAUCAGGACCAGGUUGUUCCUUAUCUAGUCCCAGGUCAAGCUCCAAUGAGGCCAAUGAUGUAUAACCAGGGGCAGGGGCAGAUUGUUCCUUAUGUAUACAUGACCAUGAUGCAACAGGACCAUGUUGUUCCCUAUCUAGUCCCAUGUCAAGCUCCAAUGAGGCCAGUGAUGUACAGCCAGGAGCAGGACCAGAAUGUUCCCAAUGGAGUCCCAUUUCAAGCUCUGAUGAGGCCAAUGAUGUAUAACCAGGGACAGGGCCAGAUUGUUCCUUACGUAUACCCACGUCUAAAUCAGAUGAGGCCGAGGAUGCAACAGGGCCAUGUUGUUCCCUUUUUAGUCCGAGGACAAGCUCCAGUGAGGCCAAUGAUGUACAACCAGGAGCAGGACCAGAUUGUUCCCAAUGGAGUCCCAUUUCAAGCUCCAAUGAUGUACAAUCAGGAGCAGGUUGUUCCCUUUCUAUCCCCAGCUCAAGCUCCAUCGAGGCCUAUGAUGUUCAACCAGCAGCAGCAAAUCAACCAAGGACAACACUUUGGCUUCCCCAUUGAAAUCAAUUACCACCAAGCUUUUCCCAAUACAGCAGCAGCAUCAAGGCCUGCGCUGAAUCGUCCACAAAUGCAGCAACUUCAGCCUCAAACGCAACAGCCGAUGCAGUCCCAUGGGUUUAACGCUGGACCCUCUUCUGGCCAAAGUCAAGAUUAGCAGAGAAAAUGCAUUUGGUAAAAGUAAAACUAGUCUUGAAAUGAUUUUCAGCCCUUUGGUUUUACUGAUACUCUCUAACAAAACGUGAUUUUGAUAACUGUAAAUGAAAUGUUGAUGAGUGUUAACUCAGAAGCUAUUAUCUUCUGAAUUUCAACACUUCAGUGAAAGAUCCAUUCUAGUCUUCUUACUUCUUAAAGAUUCUCUUUUCUUACAAUUCCCACUUUUGUAUUAUUCACUUACACGUCACGUGCGCGUGAGCUAUGACCAAAUGUAACAUUCGUC
This is a messenger RNA of Thlaspi arvense, 3006 nucleotides long. The record is from the annotation of a GenBank genome assembly. NCBI's taxonomy places the organism in Eukaryota, Viridiplantae, Streptophyta, Magnoliopsida, Brassicales, Brassicaceae.